AACCAAGGUUGUUACUGCCAAGUUAUUAACUGCACUGCACGAUAAUCUCUUACACCGACUCAUGGCGCGUUAUUCAUCCCCAAAUAACAGAAAGUCGAACUCUCGAAUGCGGUCAAGUAUGUCGAAAGCAUUCAAGUCACCGGUUAAUUCAGACAAAUCACGCUUGUUGGGCCGCAACAGACUUGAUCAAGAUGACGAAGACGAUUCCGCGGACUCUGAUUGGGACGAACACACCCUAAUUGCUCUCCUGGACGACGGGGAGGAGGCUCCCGAUCUUGAAGAUGGUGCAGCUAUUGUUAACCGACUCCAGCCAGCGUUCACUGCUCAUGGGCGGGACGUGAAAAAGCGGUUCAGGGAUACUCUCAUUCCAGUGAUUACUCGAGUAGGAGAGGCUCACAAACUUUUCUCGCAUGAGAUCCACCCAACCUUGCUUCGUGGAGCUGCCCUGUUUCACAACAACUCAAGGGCCCUCGAAGAUGCUGCAAGACGCGAACACGAUCAAGUGGUUUCGACGUUUGCUCGGAUGAAAGAAGCGCUUGGAGGGAUAUCUCUUCAGCUCCAAGAUGUAUGCGCUGAGAGUGACCAGCUCUUUGGUGAAUACGAGAAGGUCAUCAACAGACAUGGUAUUUUUUCCUGGCCUUUUUGGAUUGUGAGCCUGACCACAGAACGGUCCUUCCGUGUAGUCCAACUACUCAGAGAUUACGCGAAAACGGUUCCUGGGGAUAUCGAAAGACUCAUAUCGAAACGUGACAAGACGCACAAGUCGGUCGCAGCCGAAGAUCAUGCAAAAGCCAAGGAGAAACUCCUGCGAGGGAUCCUGGACAGAUACUGAGCGUAGUUUGCCUUUUAUUGCCCGUCAUGUACCUUGCCCGGACUUCGAUCAUGUCACUUUACUGAUUCUGCUCUCCAAUGCCAGUGAACUCAUCACGGAAUUCUCGUAUCAUCUGCAUGACUUACGUUGUUAUUUAAUUGCUACUCUUCAGGCUGUUUUCUUACUGUUACUGGUUAUAAUUAAUCGAGGCUCAGGCUGUUCUAGAUACUUAUAACGUGCCUUGUAUCUGGCGCAUUGCCUGGGCCUCAGUCAAGGAGCUGAAUGGUAGAGUGGAUGUACUUUUCCAGUUAAGAUUAUCAGCUCUGCACGGUUGUCGACCCACUCAUACGAAACCAACGUACUUGCCUUGAACACUGAAUGCCGUCAGGAGUAGAAAAGAAUUUUGUUCACAAAAUACAAUUGUC
Messenger RNA from Suillus paluster, 1236 nucleotides. RefSeq lists its product as uncharacterized. The coding region runs from base 62 to 832 and encodes 256 amino acids. NCBI's taxonomy places the organism in Eukaryota, Fungi, Basidiomycota, Agaricomycetes, Boletales, Suillaceae. The record is from RefSeq and is a predicted model, not a curated record. The transcript is spliced from 5 exons.